Messenger RNA from Colletotrichum phormii, 2537 nucleotides. Its product is annotated as Alpha/Beta hydrolase protein. The record is from RefSeq and is a predicted model, not a curated record. NCBI's taxonomy places the organism in Eukaryota, Fungi, Ascomycota, Sordariomycetes, Glomerellales, Glomerellaceae. The transcript is spliced from 5 exons. Bases 356 to 2305 code for a protein of 649 amino acids.
AACCCAGAUGGGAUGCCCAUCCAUCCUCACAUGUGACAUCACCUACAUCUUCUUCCCUCUAGAAACCUCAGACUUCCCACACCGCGGACCACUCACUUCCAGAUUCGUUCCGCUGACACAUUCUUGCGCCCAGCCCGCGCCAACACCAACGCCAUUGCCAUUGCCUGUCGAAUAACUACCUGCAGUACCUUACGUCGGAAAAUCACUUAAGCUUUUUGUCGUCUGCGCAUUCAGCGAUGAUGGCUUGAAAUCCCCUUGCAACACCUUUUCUUCUUCCUUCUCUCUUAGACAUACUCGUUCCUGCCGCGCCACGGCUUCUACCUUAGAUUAACCUCGUUCCAAUCGCGCAAUCACGAUGGCUAUCCCUUUCAUUGGGCGAUUGAACAUCGUCGAAUAUUUAGCUCUAGUGGGGUCCUUCCUACUUGUCGGGCUCGAGGCUAUCAUCCGUAUCCUGACCUUGGCUCUGCCUUCGCCGCUCAUCUCGCUCUUCUAUAGAGCUUCCCGUCGUUUAUUUAACCGAUUCUCGACACCGGAACAGAAGCGCGCCGAGCAGAAAAAGAAAUCCAUCUCCACCUCUGUGAGAGACGCCUCCGACUUUGUGGACCUUUGCCGUCUGUAUGGAUAUGAAGCCGAGGAGCACGUCCUCCAGACCAAGGAUGGGUACUUGCUUGGUCUGCACCGGUUGGCAUGGAAGAAGGGCGAAGAGGAACAAAAGAUCAACAGCGGGCCGGGAAGUUUGAAGAAGAAGGUCUUGUACCUUCACCAUGGGCUGCUCAUGAAUUCCGAGGUGUGGGUCUGCUUGACCGACGAGCAGCGAUGUCUUCCUUUUGUGCUCGUCGAGAAGGGCUACGAUGUUUGGCUUGGCAAUAACCGCGGCAACAAGUACUCCAAGAAGUCGGUACAUCACUCGCCCAAGUCGACUGAUUUUUGGAACUUUACGAUCGACGAGUUCGCCUUCCACGAUAUCCCGGACAGCAUCUCUUACAUCCUAGAGACAACUUCGCAGGAGAGCUUGUCGUACAUUGGGUUCUCCCAAGGAACUGCUCAGGCGUUUGCCACCCUUGCUAUCCACCCGAAGCUGAACCAGCAGGUCAACGUCUUCAUUGCCUUGGCUCCGGCUAUGUCGCCAGCAGGUCUCUCCAACGGAAUCGUCGACGCUCUGAUUAAAGCCUCACCUCAGGUUCUGUUCCUCCUCUUCGGCCGCCGAUCCAUCCUCAGCUCCGCCACCAUGUGGCAGUCCAUUCUUUACCCGCCCAUCUUUGUUAGAGUCAUUGAUAUGGGCCUUUCAUUUUUGUUCAAUUGGCAGACGAAGAACAUCACCCUCAGCCAAAAGCUUGCAGCAUAUCCUCAUCUGUACUCCUUCACCAGCACGAAGUGCGUGGUUCACUGGUUCCAGAUUAUCCGGAACAAGUCGUUCCAAAUGUACGAUGACGACGUCCACCCACCCAUGUCGAUAAGCUCUUCUAGCAAGUACACCAAGGUCGCGAAAUACCCCACACGAAACAUCAAGACGCCCAUCGUUCUUGUUUACGGCGGUAGCGAUUCAUUGGUCGACAUCAAAGUGAUGCUCAAGGAGCUCCCAUCCCAGACAAUAGCCACCGAGAUUCCCCAUUAUGAGCAUCUCGACUUCCUAUGGGGUAAAGACAACAAUGUCAAGGUGUUCCCUCACGUUUUCGAUGCCCUCGACAGUUUCACCGAUGCUCAACAUACCAAGGAGGAAUAUGACCGGUAUCAGCUGGCGAGGCAAGAGAGUCUCAUGGGGUCUGGGAAUGCAUACAAGAAACACGCUUACAGGGACAGCGAUGUUUCUGGCGAUGUCUCUGCCAGCGAAGCUUCGAAUGCCGUGGACGAGGGCCGGAAUGGCAACGGUGUCGAGAGUGUGGAGACCCCCUCUCCCCAAAACAAGAUUCGGGAUCGUCCCUCGGGGAUUCCUUCCCCGUAUAACACCACCCGCCUGCGCACUCCAUACUCCCAAGUUGCAGCCGACGACGAGUCACCGUCGCCCUCUCCAGAUAGGCCUUCCAGCCGCGCAGCGGAAGGCGAGGAAAGACCGGACAGCUCGCUGGACACUCGCGAGUCGCCAACGUCCAAGCUCAAGGGCAUUGGCGUCCGUCGCGGAAGUGGAGGCAGCCACCUGAGCCUGGAUAGUAUGCGCGAAGGAAGGGGUAUCAGUCUCGGGACGAGUAAGGCUCUGGGCGGCGUGGUCACCAAGAAUCCCAUUGACCCCAAGGGGCUUGCGAAUAUGGUUCCUGAUGAGAACAAGACUGGUGGGAAGAAGAAGAAGCGCGUGACAGUUGCGCCGUAGGUAUUGAAAGCUAUGGACCUGGGAGGUGUAGGAUAUGGCUUGGAUCAAGGCGGCAAAACAGCACAUCUUUCGUAGUGUAAUGUAUUUCACUGUACUCAUCCUGAUUUGACCAAACGGCGAACUGACUCCCGGUGCUUCGCUCGUCUCCCUCUUCUGAUGCCACAUGGUCUUCACCUCCGUACCUAACAAGUUAUCAGUCUGGACAUUUCUUGGCGACUACUAAAGUGAGAAG